Nematocida ausubeli is the source of this 234-nucleotide messenger RNA. RefSeq lists its product as uncharacterized. Gene Ontology annotation, biological process: modification-dependent protein catabolic process; protein ubiquitination. The coding region runs from base 1 to 234 and encodes 77 amino acids. NCBI's taxonomy places the organism in Eukaryota, Fungi, Microsporidia. The transcript has a single exon. Gene Ontology annotation, cellular component: cytoplasm; nucleus. The record is from RefSeq and is a predicted model, not a curated record. Gene Ontology annotation, molecular function: protein tag activity; ubiquitin protein ligase binding.
AUGCAAAUAUUCGUGAAGACACUAACAGGUAAGACUAUUACACUAGAGGUAGAUAACAACGAUACAAUCGAGAAUGUUAAAGCAAAAAUCCAAGACAAAGAAGGAAUACCCCCCGACCAGCAGAGGCUUAUCUUUGCAGGAAAGCAGCUUGAGGAUGGGAGAACCCUUGCAGACUACAACAUACAAAAGGAAAGUACAAUCCAUUUGGUGCUGAGGUUACGGGGAGGCUUUUGA